UAACAUCAUCAUCUGUUAAUGACAGAUGAUGAAGUUAAAACAACAAAACAUCCAAAAAUUUUAGCUGAAAUAAAGAAAUAUGGUUCUUUAAUCAUUUAAUAUCUGGUUUCUUUGCUAUAUAACUAUUGUAUUUCAAAAACUCUAUUCAGAAUUAAUAUUUUAUCUGAAAAUUCAAGAAAAUGACGAUAGAAGUAACUAUAAAAUUGACUAAAGGUCAUGUAUUCCUCACUGGAGAGAAUGUUGAAUGUAGUAUAAGUUUUUCACACCAACUGUCAGCAAAUCAUACAAUAUCUCAAAGCAAUAGUAAUACUGUAGAAAAUUUAGCUUGGGGGUCAGUACAAAUAUAUUGUCACUGUUUCACCAGCCCUAAGGUGAAUAAAGACCAUAAGAUACAAUCCAAUGAAGGACCUAUGUUUGCUGAUACUUCAUUAAUGAUCAAUCCAGAAUCAGGUUUAACUGUAUUUGCAACAAAACCCAAAAUCCUUUUUUGUGAUUUACAAUUAUAUCCAGGUCAAACAAAGACAUAUACAUACAGAGAAAAAAUACCUAAUGAUGCUCCACCGUCAUAUAGGGGACAAUUAGUCAAGUAUUGUUAUAAGAUAACUGUUGGUACUCAAAGAGUUAAUCAUCCUGUAAAGUUACUGAAAGUCCCUAUAAGAGUAUUACCUCUGAUAGAGGUUUCGAUGUCCGAUGCAGGUGAAAUAUACAAUGAGACAACAGAGGAAUUAACCCCAACUAAUCCAUUUUUAGAAGUUCGUCAAAAUGAAAAUCCUCUGAACCUAGCUCUGCAAACUCUUCAGAAUAUAACAGCAAGACGGAACCCAAACUUCUACAUGAUUUCAAAUAAACGUGGUAGAGUAGCACGUUUUUGUCUAUUCAAACCUGCUUAUAAGCUUGGGGAAGAUAUAGUAGGAUCCCUCGAUUUUACUUUAGCUACUGUAGAAUGUAUGCAAUUAUCUGUUGCACUGCAAUGUGAAGAAGAGGCUCUUGGAUUGCAAGAAACUAAACUUCAUACUUUCAGUAGACAUCAUGAAGUUUGCUAUGGAUUUCAACAUACACAACUUGUAUUACCAAUACCAUUACAUGUCACGCCUGCUUUCACCACCAAAUUAGUUAACCUAAAGUGGAAUCUACAUUUCGAAUUUGUCACCAUUGCAUCUAAAAAACAUGAAACUGUACAAUCAGCCAGCAAUUGGCAAGCUCCAUCUGAAGUAGCUAUUGAAACAAUGGUAUGGACUCUUCCUAUACGACUCUAUUCUACAACACCGUCGCAUGUAGCCCAAGGAAUUCAAUCCAAUGAUGUCCAUACUCUUUUAAUCAGAUGAUAUUCCCAAUAUGUAAUUAUAUCUAUUGUGUAUAACUUAUUUCUUAGGUCUAAAUAUUUGAUGAAUAUUUUGUAAAUAUAUUUUUUUACUUAUUGCAGUUAUAAUUUAUUGUUCAUAUUGAGAUUAGAGAAUAAAAAUUGUUAUUUGUC
This is a messenger RNA of Harmonia axyridis, 1474 nucleotides long. Its product is annotated as RAB6A-GEF complex partner protein 2. Lineage: Eukaryota; Metazoa; Arthropoda; Insecta; Coleoptera; Coccinellidae. The record is from RefSeq and is a predicted model, not a curated record. The coding region runs from base 180 to 1325 and encodes 381 amino acids. Gene Ontology annotation, cellular component: Ric1-Rgp1 guanyl-nucleotide exchange factor complex; Golgi membrane. The transcript has 4 exons. Gene Ontology annotation, biological process: retrograde transport, endosome to Golgi.